CCUAAAGCUUUUGUAAUACUGUCGAAUCGCUCACAGCAUCGUCGCUGCAGUUUUCAAUUAUCGGCUUCAUCUCCAUUCACAGAUAGAACUGCCAGGAUUCCGAGAUGAGAGUAACAGGAUUGUUGGUCCUCCUGAUCGGACUCUGGAAACAAUCCCACUCUCAGAGAAGUAAACCAGUGUUCCAGGAAGUUACACAGACCCUCCUUCCUCCUGACAGGCUGCACAAUCCAACACAGCUCAACUAUGGAAUGGCAGUAACAGAUGUAGAUGGUGAUGGCGAUCUCGAAGUAGUGGUGGCCGGAUACAACGGGCCUAACCUGGUGUUGAAAUAUGACCGCACACAGAAUAAACUGGUAAACAUUGCUGUGGAUGACAGUACCUCGCCAUAUUACGCUCUAAGGGAUGUAGCUGGGAACGCUAUUGGUGUCACAGCCUGUGAUGUGGAUGGAGAUGGACGGGAGGAAAUCUACUUCCUCAACACAAAUAAUGCCUACUCUGGACGGGCCACUUACUUCGACAAGCUCUUCAAGUUUCGUAACGGUCGCUUUGAGGAUCUGCUCAGUGAUGAGCUCAACGUGCGCCGUGCCGUCGCUAACCGCAUGGCGGGACGAUCUGUGGCAUGCAUUGACAGAAAGGGAACAGGCCGCUACUCAGUCUACGUGGCAAACUACGCCAGCGGCAACAUCGGACCCCACGCUCUCUUAGAGAUGGACGUGGCUGCCAGUGAUGUGGCAAAUGGCAUUAUUGCGCUGUCUGAUGUUGCUGCCACAGCUGGAGUAAACAAGCUCACAGGUGGACGCGGGGUUGCGGUUGGACCCAUCGUCAGUGAUACGAGGUCCGAUGUUUUCUGUGACAAUGAAAGAGGACCCAACUUCCUGUUCAUGAACAAUGGAGAUGGAACUUUUGUUGACAUCGCCAGGCGGGCAGCGAGUGGCUGGCGACCAGUCCAGGGUGUACCCCUCCUCACCCAUUCAGCUGAGAUAGGCACCAGCUCACCCACAAUCGAAAUGAGGACAAGUGGUGUGGAGGACCAAUACCAACAUGGUAGAGGAGUAGCACUAGCUGAUUUCAACGGCGAUGGAAAGACAGACAUUGUCUACGGCAACUGGAACGGCCCCCACAGGCUUUACCUACAGGGUAGCAACUCUAAUUUCAGGAAUAUUGCGACUGCAGGAUUUGCAUCCCCCUCCCCGAUUCGCACAGUUAUUGCAGCUGAUUUUGACAAUGACAGGCAACUUGAGGUGUUUUUCAACAAUAUUGCCUACAGAGGCAAUGCUCCCAACAGGCUCUUCAGUUCUGAGGACCGGGGUUCAAAUCCCGACCCCGCCUGCUUGGAGUUUGCAUGUUCUCCCAAUACCUGCGUGUGUUUUCUCCAGGUACUCCGGUUUCCUCCCACAUCCCUAAAACAUGCAUGGGUGUCGAGAAGAGCUAAUGCUGACCCUUUAAUCCAGGAGCUUAAUGUGGGAGACGCUGCAGAGCCUCAAGGCAGAGGAACGGGCGGCACUGUGACUGAUGUGGAUGCAGACGGGCAGUUGGACCUUCUGCUGGCACACGGAGAGAGUGCAGCGCAACCAAUCUCUGUCUUCAAAGUCACACAGGGCUCAACAAAUAAGUGGCUUCGAGUCAUUCCUCGCACCCAGUUUGGCUCGUAUGCGCGAGGUGCUAAGGUAACAGUGUUCACCAAGACGAGUGGAGCUCAUAUGCGCAUCAUUGACGGAGGAUCUGGGUACCUGUGUGAGAUGGAACCUGUUGCCCACUUUGGAUUAGGAAACGAUGAUGUUUCUGUGCUGGAGGUCUCUUGGCCUGAUGGUAACUUCAUCACCCGUAUCCUUCAGCCUGGCGAAAUGAAAUCAGUGGUGGAAGUGCCAUUUCCCAGGGACAGAGAAAUGUCCAUGCUUGACAGUGACACAGAGUGUGGUAAAGGCUUUACUGUGAAGAACGGCUGCUGCACAGGCAUCUGAGGACAUGUUCGUCUAUCCAACUUCGAAAAAAAGCAAUUAUUUUUCAAACGUUGCUUUGCUGAGCCUUGUUUUAUUUCCUAACUCUGAGUGUGAUGAGUAAUCUUUUUGUUUAGUUUUUUUUUUUUUUUUCUUUUUUAGUAUUCUAUUGCAGUUAAAACUCCCAUAGUUCACUAAAAAUGCUUAUUAAUGCCUUACUUCCAUUCUGUCGUUACAAUCUCCUGAAAUAAAAUGUUUACAAUCAACCUACUGGAUGAUUGUCAUUUCAUGAUUGAAUGCCUUAUUACAGUUAGUGAUAAGUGAGACAACUUGUGUUAGCCUUACCUGAUGUUUAUCUCCUCCUAUGCUUUCUUGCUACCCUCCAUCUCAUUGUAGCAAAGUGAACUUGGUGUGUC
Messenger RNA from Phycodurus eques (leafy seadragon), 2353 nucleotides. RefSeq names its product cartilage acidic protein 1a (gene crtac1a). Bases 105 to 1961 code for a protein of 618 amino acids. The transcript is spliced from 16 exons. Lineage: Eukaryota; Metazoa; Chordata; Actinopteri; Syngnathiformes; Syngnathidae. Gene Ontology annotation, biological process: axonal fasciculation. The record is from RefSeq and is a predicted model, not a curated record.